AUGAGCACGAAGAAAGAAGCUAUCCCACAUACAGACAGCGACAUGGUGGAUGAUCCAGAGAAGAGUUUCUCGGAGUGCGAGGAUGCCGACACUUUGGAGCCUAACCUCAAGAUGCGCGAUGGCAUCGUUCUGAUGCCACAACCGUCCGACGACCCUAACGACCCGCUCAACUGGUCGUGGUUUCGCAAGCACGCCGCUAUGUUCACCAUCUCGUAUCUAGCUCUCGUCUGUUACGUGGCUGUGACUACGCUGGUGACAGGGACGGUGGUCCUGGCUAAGUCCUUGCACGUCCCCAAGUCGACGGCCGUCUACCUGGGCAACACGCCCGUCGCUCUCUACGCCGUGGCUCCCUGGCUCUGGAGCCCGCUGAGCCACUUUAUAGGCCGUCGCCCGGUGCUACUUAUUACUAAUAUCAUCGCCAUAGUCGGAGCUAUCGUUGUCACAACGUCCAGGACAUAUGCAUCUUGCAUGGUUGGCCGCGUCAUCCUCGGUGCUGGGGGUUCGGCGUUCUGGACACUGGGGCCGGCGAGUAUUGGGGACAUUUUCUUCCGCCACGAGAAGGGCAAGAAGAUUGGUGUGUCGACCUUGGCCAUUGUGAUCUCACCAUUCCUGGGGACAAUCAUCGGCGGGCCCAUCAUUGAGAACGAAAAGCUGAGCUGGCCGGCCUCCCAGUGGAUUCCGCUGAUCUUCAUGGGCGUGGGCUUCAUCAUGCAGAUUUUUUUCCUCCCUGAGACUAUUUACAUUCGAGAGACACGCGCUCAUCCCGCAACCAUGUCCACAUCUACGCCGGGCAAGUCCACGUUCUGGGAUCGCUACGGGAUCCACAUCCCCAAGCGCUCAGAGGAGAAGCAGCACAGCUUCCUCUUCAUUGCCACACGCCCGUUUGUCCUUUUCAAGUACCCCGCGGUGAUACUGUCAGCCUUCUGGUUCGGUAUCACCUACAUGAUGCAUGUGGGUAUCACGGCCGAAAUCCCGCUCAUCUUCGAGGCGCAGUACAAUUUCUCCGUGCUCGGUGUUGGGCUGUCGGGCUUCUCAGGACUCAUCGGCGCCCUGCUCGGCGAGGCUUAUGCGGGACCCUCGUUGGAUCUCAUCGCUAAGCGGGCCAUGAAGCAGGGCCACGAGUGGCGCCCUGAGUACCGCCUGAAGGCUAUCUGGCCAGCAGUCAUUACCGUGCCAGCCGGGCUGAUUAUGUUCGGCACGUCGAUACAGUUCGGAAAGGCUUGGAUCACUCCUCUGAUCGGACAGGCCAUUUACAUCUUCGGAAUCGAGGUUGCCACCACGGUAAUCCAAACCUACAUCCUUGAAUGUUACCCUCGCCAGGGCGCCGAGGCAAACUUGGUCUUCAACCUCAUCCGCAAUUUGUUCUCAUAUACAAGUCCGUUCUUUCUGCAGCCAAUGAUUGCAAACCUUGGAACCGCCUCUCCGUUUGGCCUCUUUGCUGGCUUGACCGUAUUCUUCUUCCCUUUCACUGUGGGUGUCUUGAUGUGGCGGGGCAAACAGAUUCGGGACAAAGGAGGAGAUCCGGGCUGGAGUAGGGAUUGA
Messenger RNA from Penicillium maclennaniae, 1542 nucleotides. RefSeq lists its product as uncharacterized. Gene Ontology annotation, molecular function: transmembrane transporter activity. The record is from RefSeq and is a predicted model, not a curated record. The transcript is spliced from 5 exons. Lineage: Eukaryota; Fungi; Ascomycota; Eurotiomycetes; Eurotiales; Aspergillaceae. The coding region runs from base 1 to 1542 and encodes 513 amino acids. Gene Ontology annotation, biological process: transmembrane transport.